Messenger RNA from Rubroshorea leprosula, 1919 nucleotides. The record is from the annotation of a GenBank genome assembly. NCBI's taxonomy places the organism in Eukaryota, Viridiplantae, Streptophyta, Magnoliopsida, Malvales, Dipterocarpaceae.
GCAUAAAACUUAGGAUAUUCUUCAUUCUAGUUUAGCAAACUACUAUUCCUUCUCCCUUCGUCGUUCGUCGGAGCAACAGAGAAUCCGCCUUUUUCCCAGUCCGUGAUCGGUGAAGAUGCAUUCGAGUCAUUUGCUUCUCGAGGAGCCGAUAAGGAUGGCUUCGAUUCUCGAGCCAUCUAAGGCUAGUUUCUUUCCUGCAAUGACGAAGAUAGUGGGGACUUUAGGUCCGAGGUCUCGAUCUGUCGAGGUUAUCUCCGGUUGCCUCAAAGCCGGAAUGUCUGUGGCCAGGUUUGAUUUUUCGUGGGGUGACCCAGUGUAUCACCAGGAAACUUUGGAGAAUUUGAAGGCAGCAGUCAAGAGCACUAAGAAGCUCUGUGCGGUCAUGCUGGACACAGUGGGUCCUGAGUUGCAGGUUGUUAAUAAAAGUGAGAAAGCUAUCUCCCUUAAGGAGAAUGCUUCUGUUGUUUUGACUCCUGAUCAAGGGCAAGAAGCCUCUUCAGAACUUUUGCCAAUCAAUUUUGAUGGACUGUCAAAGGCAGUGAAGGAGGGGGAUACCAUUUUCAUUGGUCAAUACCUGUUCACUGGGAGUGAAACCACUUCCGUAUGGUUGGAGGUUGAUGAAGUAAAAGGAAAUGAUGUGGUAUGUGUGAUAAAGAAUACUGCGACAUUGGCUGGUUCAUUGUUUACUUUGCAUGGCUCUCAAAUUCGUAUUGAUUUGCCAACUCUCUCACAUAAAGACAAGGAGGUUAUAACUACAUGGGGAGUUAAUAACAAAAUUGACUUCCUCUCAUUGUCAUAUACAAGGCAUGCUGAAGAUGUUCGCCAUGCUCGGGAGUUUCUGUCCACAUUGGGUGAUCUCUGUCAAACUCAAAUUUUUGCUAAGAUUGAAAACAUAGAGGGAUUGAACCAUUUUGAUGAGAUCGUACAAGAAGCAGAUGGAAUUAUCCUCUCCCGUGGAAAUUUGGGCAUUGAUCUUCCACCUGAAAAGGUGUUCUUGUUUCAAAAGGCUGCUCUCUACAAGUGUAACAUGGCUGGAAAGCCAGCUGUGGUGACUCGUGUUGUGGACAGUAUGACUGACAACUUGAGGCCAACUCGUGCUGAGGCAACUGAUGUUGCCAAUGCUGUCCUGGAUGGAAGUGAUGCUAUUCUUCUGGGUGCUGAGACACUGCGUGGACUGUAUCCUGUUGAAACCAUUUCUACCAUUGGUAAAAUUUGCUCUGAGGCUGAGAAGGUAUUCAACCAGGAUUUGUAUUUCAAGAAGACAGUCAAAUAUGCUGGGGAGCCAAUGACCCACUUGGAAUCCAUUGCUUCCUCUGCGGUUCGAGCAGCCAUUAAGGUAAAGGCAUCUGUUAUUAUAUGCUUCACAUCAUCGGGGAGAGCUGCGAGAUUGAUUUCAAAAUACAGGCCAACAAUGCCUGUUCUCUCAGUUGUCAUCCCUCGACUCAAGACAAAUCAACUCAGAUGGAGCUUCAGUGGAGCCUUUGAGGCAAGGCAAUCACUAAUUGUUAGAGGUCUUUUCCCAAUGCUUGCUGAUCCACGCCAUCCUGCGGAGUCAACUAGUGCCACAAAUGAGUCAGUUUUGAAGGUUGCUCUUGAUCAUGGGAAAGCUACUGGAGUUAUAAAGUCACAUGAUCGAGUAGUUGUUUGCCAGAAGGUUGGGGAUACAUCCGUCGUCAAGAUUAUUGAACUCGAAGAUUAGAAUCCUAUUGUUUUUGUAUUACCCUGGUAUGGGAGUUUUAUGUUCCUAAUUUUUGAAAGCAGUGGUGUGCACUGCUGGUGGCACCUGUGAGGUGUAUCUCCAGGUUUUGGAUACACGGUGACUAGAAAUCUACCAAGAAUAUAUAAACUUCCAACUUUUUUCUGGUUUGCUCAGAAUGAAGUGAUGGCAAGGAUGGCCGUGAGCCCCAUUUCAGUGAGUC